UCGUUGUUUUUGUCUGGUUGAUCACCGUCAGUCAAUGCCGUAUAUACAGUUUGUUUGAUUCAUAGUUGUUGGCAUACAACACACGAAACGUUUUUGUUUUUCCACUAAUGGACCAGGAUGAAAUUUGCAAAAUAUGCAACGCCGCUCCUUCAAAGUACUGCUGUCCCCGAUGUAAUGUUUUGUACUGCUCGCUGUCUUGCUACAAAUCGACACUUCAUCAGCAAUGUUCCGAAGGUUUCUACAAGGAAAACGUUAUGCAGCAAAUGGCUCUCGACAAGGACGACGAGAUAGCUGCACAAUCCUCCCAGAGUAUGGUCGAAAUCCUGAAACGACUAGAGCAGACCGAUGAGGACUGUGUCGGCAUCGAAGACGAAGGAGAAAGUUUUGAUGAACUAGACUCUGAUGAUUGUGAUUAUGUUCCCGAGCUAGCAGAGAGACUGGAGGGUGUCGACUUUGAUGACCCUAAUGCAAUUUGGGAGCGGUUAACAGAGGAUGAACGGAUGGAGUUUCAAGGAAUGUUGGAAAGUGGUGACAUUAGCACGGUUCUUCCAGAAGUAGAACCCUGGUGGUUGCGAGAGUACAAGAUAGAACUAGUACAGCCUUCGACCAGCUUAGCACUGUCGAAAGGAGAGGAGGAUCUCAUACAACAAUGUCCUAGUCUUAGAGUUCUCAUUAAAGAUUUCUCUAUUAUAUCCAGUAAGGAACCGUCUCCUUUGACAAAAUUUAAUCUAUGCAACAUUUUAGCGGCCUACGCUUUUGUUUACCGAUAUUUCAACGGAGAUUUUGGUGGAUGCUCUCAGGAAGUUUCAAAUUUGCUAAUAUCAAUCAGUGGCAAUUUGAAUGCAAACCACCUUUACGAAUCAGAAGAGAUCGCAGUAGAAUCAGUCUGUCACCAAUGCCUAAUAGAGCAACUGCCAGCCGAUGAGGAUACUAGUUUGACAUUGAAGAAAGAUAUGACAAUGUUUUUCGGGGGUCCAUCGAACUGUGGGCAAAAGUACAGGCAGUAUUUCCUGCUGGCUGCUUUGUCGGACAUACAUAGACUGUUUAGUAAGGCAAAAACUUAUAUUGCGCAGAAGAGGGCCUUAGGAAGCUAUAAGAGUGAAAAGGACAACGGCGCGUUUAGUGCUCAGUACAGUGACGAACAUGAAGGAGCAAGCAAUCUUGAGCUGGUCACACUAAAAAAAUGCUUGAAAAAAAUUGAUUACAUGCUGUCGUACUCCAAGGAUUAUUUGUAGAACAAACCUUGUGGUUCGAAAUUAAACGAUCGGCUCACAAUCCACAACGUAUGCUUAUUUAGAACGUGAUAAAUCACUUCGGUGUUCCGAUGUUCCGGAAUCGGCGAAUAUGUUACUGAACAGAAUUUUCGUCCUUACGUUUGAAGGCUUUAGAGACUUCGAAAUCCGUCAUCGGAAGGCGAAUAUACAGAUCGGGAUAGUCGAUGUGUAGGGAACGGUCUAUACAAGGCGGAAGCUGUUCUAAGCUACCACAAGAGGACUACAUGGUUUUCAUGUUGCUAAAUGCAAUUAUGCAUUUUUCUUCGGUUCAACAAAAACAUGCUUUUUGGUAAAUUUGAAUAAAUAAUGCCGCAUUGAUAGAAAUAUUGAAAUACCCAUCAUUCGAACAAUAAAUACUAAUAUAUUUUUUAUUGACUAGCGCA
This is a messenger RNA of Topomyia yanbarensis, 1657 nucleotides long. Its product is annotated as zinc finger HIT domain-containing protein 2. Bases 108 to 1235 code for a protein of 375 amino acids. Lineage: Eukaryota; Metazoa; Arthropoda; Insecta; Diptera; Culicidae. The record is from RefSeq and is a predicted model, not a curated record. The transcript has 2 exons.